CACAACAAGAAGUGCUUCGGCUUCGCUCUUGACAGGAAAAUGUCAGAGGACCACGAUCAGAAUAUGACCGCGUGUAAAGCAAUCAACCUGACUUUCACUCAUCGUUUUUUACCCAUUGUGUAUGUGAUUGUCUUCAUCGUCGGGACGUUUGCAAACGUGUGUGGGUUAAAAACGGUUUGUACAAGCUGGAAAAAAAUUGGGAGUAUAAACAUCUUUAUUCUCAAUCUUGGAAUAGCAGAUUUGCUGUACAUAUUUACGUUGCCAUUUUUCGUCGUAUAUUACGCUCUGGACAGCAAAUGGAUAUUUGGUCUAACAUUCUGCAAGAUCACCAGGUUUUGCUUCAAUCUGAAUCUCUACGGCAGCAUCGGGUUCCUGACGUGCAUCAGUAUCUAUCGGUACCUCGGUAUUGUGCACCCACUGAAAGUAUUGGGGAAAAUCCACACUGGUCACUCAGUGGCGUUAAGUUUUCUUGUCUGGAUUUUGGUCUUCAUUCAGAUUUUUCCCGAUAUGUUCUUUGAGAAGUCAAAGAAUUCCUCAGAAGCUUGCUAUGACUCAACAUCCGACCAAUAUAUCAAGGACUACCUGCCGUAUAGUAUUGUCUGGACAAUUACUGGAUUCGCUAUACCAUUACUAAUCAUUCUCGCUUGCUAUGGACAUAUUGUGGUGGUCCUCGCUACCAAAGCUAACGUAAAUACUUUGUUAAAACAACGCUGUCUAAAACUAGUCAUCAUCUUGACAUUGUUGUUCUCAAUUUGUUUUAUCCCCUACCACCUUUUGAGGAAUCUCAAUUUGCAAGUAAGGAUUUUGAAAAUGGAAGGCAUCUGCAAGGCGAGCUUUAAUGACAUCUACGUCGCUCAUCAAAUCAGCCGUGGACUGGUUUGUCUGAACAGCGCAAUCAAUCCGUUAAUUUAUUUAGUUGGAAAUGAUGAUUUCCUCAUGCGCUUUCAUCAUCUCAGCAAACGAGCCAGGAAGUCUGUUGCUAACUGGACUACUGCAGUGAUCUACCGCAAACCACUGGAUUCAGAUCAACCUACGCUAGAAUCUCAACCGGCAGGUUCCGACCUGCUAGUAUUUUAAAACCCACCCUUACUUUUUGAGGUUGUCCAAGUCAGUAUUUUGCCAAAGGCCUGCAUGUAAAUACGCUGUUCACUGCACUUUAUUAAUCAUUAUUGUAUGGCGCCAAUGUUAAGUAAUUCGUGUGGGUUUUUAUGCCAUUGUGUUCAGUGAAAGUGAAACGGGCUGCUGUUUCAGACAUUUAGUCGUUUAUAUGCUGAGCUGUUACUGAAGUAAACAUGAACUCAAUAAUUGAAUAUUGUAAGGAAAUGACUAGCGCGUAUUCUUGUCUAAUGAAUCCACUAACUGAGUGUCUCUGGAUACGAGUCUGCUAAAUGACUUAUGGCAAAUGUGAGUAUCUUUCCAUGCCUCCACAUUGCCUACAAGCAAUAACCAUUAUUGUGAACAUUAAAUGGGUGUCAAACUCAAUAACCCCA
Messenger RNA from Esox lucius (northern pike), 1490 nucleotides. Its product is annotated as P2Y purinoceptor 1. Gene Ontology annotation, cellular component: membrane. Gene Ontology annotation, biological process: G protein-coupled receptor signaling pathway. Gene Ontology annotation, molecular function: neuropeptide receptor activity. The coding region runs from base 40 to 1077 and encodes 345 amino acids. The transcript has a single exon. The record is from RefSeq and is a predicted model, not a curated record. NCBI's taxonomy places the organism in Eukaryota, Metazoa, Chordata, Actinopteri, Esociformes, Esocidae.